This is a messenger RNA of Fusarium coffeatum, 2631 nucleotides long. RefSeq lists its product as uncharacterized. The record is from RefSeq and is a predicted model, not a curated record. Gene Ontology annotation, molecular function: calcium channel activity; calcium ion binding. The transcript has a single exon. NCBI's taxonomy places the organism in Eukaryota, Fungi, Ascomycota, Sordariomycetes, Hypocreales, Nectriaceae. Gene Ontology annotation, cellular component: membrane. Bases 1 to 2631 code for a protein of 876 amino acids. Gene Ontology annotation, biological process: calcium ion transmembrane transport; intracellular calcium ion homeostasis.
AUGAGUUCAGAUCCGCCCCCAAAUGGCGGCGGCUUCGACGAGAAGGACAUCUCGAUGAAAGAAUUCAACCUCAGACAACCACCUCCCACAAGAAAUCCUUCGCAAUUCAGCGGCCAACAAUCAGAACCCGCACAAACAUCUUCACCUCAAUUAAGUGCUGCCGAUAAAAGAAACUCGGCUCCUCCGCCUGCACUCGACACGUUCCCUACUCUACAAGCUCCUGUCCAGACCAAUGAUUCGCAUUCACUCCGGUCGCCUCUCAGUCAGCGCGCAGAUGCUAGUCGACUGGACGAUAACAUCGAACUUUUGCGAAUUGAGCGUGCUGUUUCUGCCGAGGCUCGCGACGAUGUCAGCUACAUGAGGAAAUCGCGAGCUCACAACUUUGAGCCUGAAGAUGCCUUCAAUGCACCCAUUCCCUCUGAAACCAUGCACAAGGAGAAGGAACAAGAUCCAGAUGCUACACUGCUCAAGUUUUGGAUGUUCCUUCGAAAGUUUCCUCGAUUCGUCCGAUACUGCCUGUACCUGGUCCCUGGAGCUGUUCUACUUCUUAUUCCCGUCUUGCUGGGUAAAUUCGCUAUCAAAGACGACGGCAAGCGACGAGAUGUCAAUGGUGUUGAUCUCAUGUGGUUCGGUAUCUGGCUUGAGAUUGUCUGGGGAGUCCUCUGGGUUUCUCGCAUGAUCAGCAGUCUUUUGCCUCCAACUUUCAAACUCGUCGCCAAGCUCUUUGGAUCUACCAAUGCUAGCAAGUGGAAGGAUAUUGGAUACCAGCUUGACUUACACACAGCCGUCUUCCUCUGGUUCCUCGCCAUCCUCAUUUCUUUCGAACCGACCAUGCUGAACCACAAUUUCCGAGACCGAAAGCCACACUGGGUUGAAAUCAUGAACAAGGUCAUUAUUGCCCUGUUCACAUUGUCAGCUCUCAACUUUGUCGAAAAGAUCCUCAUCCAAUGGAUCGCUUUCACUUUCCAUCAGCGAACCUACGCGACCCGAAUCAGCAACAACAAGGCGGAUGUUGGACAACUCGUUCAUCUUUACGAGCACGCCAAAGCUCACAAUGAAAAGACCGACUACUUCUUCCAGCGCGGCAGUGACUCCGCUAGUGGCGCUCAAACUCCCAUGCAGACUCUCCAGGACAACGCCCGCCAGAUCUUUGGCAAGGUCGGUUACGUUGCUGGCCGAGUCGGAAACGAUUUGAUCGGUCGCAAGAUUGACAGCAACCACCCUCGCAGAGUUGUCAACGAACUCCUUCGAAACACUCAAUCGGCACAUACCCUGGCUCGUCUCAUCUACCGUUGUGCCGUGAAGGACGGCACCGACCUGGUUUACGAAGAGGAUAUGAAAGAGAUCUUUGGCAGUGAAGAGGAGGCCGAAGCUGCUUUCAUGAUGUUCGACAAGGAUAUGAACGGUGACAUCUCGAUUGACGAAUUCGAAGCUGUGUGCAAUGAAAUCCACCUCGAAAAGAAGGCCAUUGCCGCUUCGCUCAAGGAUCUUGACUCGGUGAUUAAGAAGCUCGACAAGGUUUUUGUUUUCAUCAUCAUCAUCAUCACCAUCAUUGUCUUCAUCUCGAUUCUUUCUGGUUCAGCUGCUGCUGCUCUCGGUUCCGCCGGUACUGUCGUUCUGGGUCUGGCCUGGGUUCUCCAAGCCACCGCUCAAGAGUUCCUCCAGUCCAUCAUUUUCGUCUUCGUCAAGCAUCCCUUUGAUGUCGGUGACCGUGUGACUGUCUACGGAUCUACCGGUGACAACAUGAUGGGUGACGACUUUUACGUGACCGAGAUUUCUCUUCUCUACACCGAGUUUAAGAAGAUGCAAGGCCACAUCGUGCAGGCUCCCAACUCGGUUCUCAAUAACGUCUUUAUUCUCAACCAGCGACGAUCCAACGGUCUUGCCGAUGUUGUUCCUCUGGUGAUGCGAUUUGGUACACCCCAGCACAUGAUCGAUGAUCUCAAGGAACGAAUGACCGACUUCUGUCUUGCCAACAAGCGUGACUAUGCUCCUCGUAUCAUUACCGAGAUGGUCAAGAUUGACGACGUUCGAUCUUGCAUGAUGAAUAUGAUCUUCUUCCACAAGACCAACUACCAGAACGAAUUGCUCCGUCUCAACCGUCAUAACAAGUUUGUGACUGAACUGAUGACUCAGAUGGUCAACGUUGGCAUCCAGUCCCCCUUCCGCAUCGAGCCCGGUGGCAGCCGCGAGCACCCCAUGUACUGGUCUGGUAUGCAGCCUCCUCCCUAUGGCAAGGAGCCCGAUCAUGGCGCUGGCAACGGUGGCCAUGGUGUUGAUCUCCACGACAAGCCUGUUCAGCACGAUAGACCUCUCCACUCUGAGGGUCCUCCUCUGAGUCACCAAACCUCAAACUACAGCCGCCGUGGAACAUCCGAACGCAUGCGUGCCAUGGAGAACAACAUGGACUUCCAGGACGUUUUCGAGAACCGACGAGAUAAUGUUCAAGCACAUCGCCUAGCUUCCAUCAGAGAGAAGGAGCGCGGUGUUCGAGCCGAAGAAGAGGCAGAACGACGAUCGGUGGCCAGCUCUUCAGGCUUGGACCGCAUUGCCUCGACAGACAGCCGACGACAUGUAUUCAACCGAGUGAGGACAGGUUCCAAGAGCAAACCUCCCGGCAACAUUGUCUGA